CAAAAUGAAGUUAAAAGUGAACUUUUUUUGUGUACUUUCAUUAUAUCUUUUUGGAAAAGUUUUAAAUCAAGAUAAUAGUGAAAAUUUGAACAAAACUUACACAAAAUUGAAAAUUGAAGACGGUUAUGUUAAAGGAACCAAAGGAACUACACGGGGUAAAGGAACACCUUAUUACGCCUUUUUAGGAAUUCCAUAUGCCAAACCACCUCUUGGAGAUCUGAGAUUUGAGGCUCCUCAAAAAAAUGAAAAAUGGGAAGGCGUUUGGGAUGCAACUAAGGAUGGAUCAGAAUGUGUGCAAAGACUAUUACCCAUUCAAGGUUCAGAGGAUUGCUUAUAUAUUAAUGUUUAUACGCCUGAUUUAACCUUAAAUGGAAAUCUGUCAGUAAUGGUUUGGAUACACGGUGGAGCAUUUAUCCAUGGAAAUUCGUCAUAUGGUCAAUACGGUCCAGACCCCAUUUUAGAUUAUGACGUUGUAUUUGUAUCUUUUAAUUAUCGUCUUGGAGUAUUUGGCUUCUUAAGUACAGAAGAUAUGGCGGCACCAGGUAAUGCAGCUCUCAAGGAUCAAAAUCUAGCUCUGAGAUGGGUACAAUCAAACAUUAAACAUUUUGGAGGCGAUCCAAAAAAAGUAACAUUAUUUGGAGAAAGUGCAGGUGCAGCUUCAGUUUCAUAUCAACUUCAGUCUAAGAAAUCAAAAGGAUUAUUCAGAGCAGCUAUUAUGCAAAGCGGAAAUUCUUUGUGUUUGUGGUCGCUAAAUAGAAAUGCACGAAAAAUCGCUAAAGAGACUGCACUUGCACUUGGUUUUAACACGAGAAAUACCACUGAAAUGGUGGCGAACCUGAAGAAAGUAAAUUAUACAGAUCUCCAUCGAGUCAGCCUCGUUACAUCUGUUACAAUAACGCUAGGGAAUCCUUUGGCUGGUAUAAUGUUCAGCCCUGUAAUCGAACCAUAUCAUAAGGAUGCUUUCUUUUACAACUAUAGCGACGUUUUAUUAAGAAAGGGGGAAUACAAUCGAGUUCCUGUAAUAAUUGGUGUCAAUUCAAACGAGGCGGCAGUUGCGAAUGGUAUUCCAGCUCUGAUUAACCUUUACUUUACAAGAUAUGAUUUCGAUUACACCUUGUUAGCUCCUGUGGAUAUAAAUAAAAAUAAAAUACGUAGGGAUUCUGCUGCUUUUGCCAUUAAAUAUCACUAUUUUGGAAUAACACCAUUAGCUAUACAGGAAACGCAGUUAAUAGAAUUUGUCAGUGAUGAUCAAUUUAAUAGACCUACACGACGAACUGUUCUCGAUAUGGCAAAAUAUUCGCCAGUCUACUUUUAUGUAUUCUCAUAUAAAGGACUACUUGGGGAUGGUGCAAAUGGAACUUUUAAAGGUGUUGGUCAUGGCGAAGAUCUUGGAUUUUUCUUCAACAGUCCAAAUGAGCCAGGUACAAAGUCAGACGAGCUAGUUCGAUCUCGAUUAAUAACUAUGUGGACAAAUUUUGCUAAAUAUGGUGAACCGACUCCAAAAAAAGAUGGACUGCUUCAAAACGUGAUAUGGCAAAAAAGUACCAGCAAUAUAAGGAAACUCCCCUAUUUGGAUAUUUCAAAUAAAUUAGAAGUAAAAUACAAUCCAUUUGAAGCUAACAUGGCAUUUUAUGAUAAAGUUUAUAGACUUCAAGGAGCCCCUCCACAUGAUACUUAUUAAAUAUCUUAUAUUAGUAAGAAAUACACGCAUUUAAAAAUGAAA
Diabrotica balteata is the source of this 1723-nucleotide messenger RNA. The record is from the annotation of a GenBank genome assembly. Lineage: Eukaryota; Metazoa; Arthropoda; Insecta; Coleoptera; Chrysomelidae.